UCUCCACAGCCAUAACCUUUGUCUUGUAAACUCUGAAAACAAUUUCAUCUUUCUUUUUGCCUGUCCAACAAGCCAAUGGCGGAUAUUGUCCUAUCUAGCAUUACCGAUGAGAUCAUUGGGAGGUUAGCUUCUGCAGCUGUGCAAGAAAUCGGAUUGCUCUGGAGCGUAAAGGAUGAGCUUUUGGAACUUGAAGAAACCAUGUCAACAAUAAAAGCUGUACUUCUUGAUGCAGAGGAGAUGCAGACCCAUAACCAUCAGGUCAGAUCUUGGCUCAAGAGGCUUGAAGAUGCUGUUUGUGAAGCUGAUGACUUGAUGGAUGAGUUCAAUACUAAGGCAGCUUUGCAACAACAAGGAAUGCUUGGAAAUGAAAUGACCAAGCAGGUAUGUUCUUUCUUCUCAGCCUCAAAGCAAGUUGCUUUUCGACACAAGUUGGGUCACAAAAUAAUAGCUAUUAAGAAAAAACUAACUACCAUUAGAGAUGAUAGAAGCUUCCAUCUGGAGGAAAGACCCGAAGAGACUAGAGUUGUGACUAGAGGGAGAGAGCCUACUCACUCUUAUGUGCCUGAAGAGGAAGUUAUAGGGAGGUAUAGAGACAGAAUGGCAAUCAUAGAAUAUUUGAUGGAUGCCGAAAUUGAAGAGAAUGUAGGGGUAAUUCCCAUAGUUGGUACUGGAGGGCUAGGAAAAACUACACUUGCUCAGGUAGUGUUUAAUGAUGAGAAGGUUGAAAAGCAUUUUGAUUUGAGAAUGUGGGUGUAUGUAUCUCAAAGUUUCAAUAUAAAAUUACUUGUUGAGAAAAUUAUUAAGUCUGCAACUAAUAAGGGCUUGGAAAACUUGGAGAUAGAUCAAUUGCAAAAGGUGCUUCAAAAAGAAAUAAGUGGAAAAAAAUAUCUCCUUAUACUAGAUGAUGUAUGGAAUGAAAACCGUGAAAUAUGGCUAAGUUUGAAAAUUUUAUUAUCAAAUUGUAGAAAGGGGAGUAGAAUAAUUAUAACUACUCGUAGUCUUGUGGUUGGAGAGAUUACAAGUAGCAUGAAGCCAUAUAUUCUGGGGAGAUUAAAUUAAGAUGAAUCUUGGGCUCUAUUUAAAAAGGUGGCUUUUAAUCAUGGAGAAGAGCCAAAAAAUUACAAUAUCGCAGUAAUUGGGAAGGAAGUUAUUGAAAAAUGUGGGGGGUUUCCUCUUGCCAUAAGGACAAUAGGAAGGAUGUUGUAUUUUAAAAAUCCAGAAACAGAAUGGUCAUCCUUCUUCAAAAUGGAAUUUUCAAAGAUCCCUCAAGAAGGAAAUGAUAUUUUGCCAACCCUUAAACUUAGUUAUGAUAAUCUCCCAGCAGAUUUGAAACAUUGUUUUGCCUUUUGUAAACUCUUUCCAAAGGGUCAUCAAAUCAAUGUAAAUUUGCUAAUAAAUCUUUGGAUGGCACUAGGAUUUGUUAAGACAUUAGAUUCAACUAAGUCUUUGGUAGAGGUUGGCCAUGAGUACUUUAUGGAUUUACUUUGGAGAUCAUUCUUUCAAGAAUUAAAAGAAGAUGAUGAAGGCAGUAAAACAUGCAAAAUGCAUGACCUCAUGCAUGAUCUUGCAACGCAAGUGGGAGAAGCAAUAUAUGCUGUUCUGGAAACAAAUAAAAAAAGUAAUUUCAACAAAGUCACUCGUCAUGUUUCUUUUGAUUUUCAUUUAGAUUCAUCAGAGAAAGUUCCAACUACAUUGCUCGAAGCAAACAAGAUUCGAACAAUUCUUUAGCUUCGUCAAUCAUCGCGUAAAAUUCAGGGAAGACGUGGUCAAUCAGUUUGUGAUGUAAUUGUAUCAAGUUUCAAGUCUGUCCGCUUAUUGGAUCUUCACAGUUUAGGGAUUAAGAUAGUGCCAAAUUGUAUUGGCAAGUUGAAGCAUCUAAGGUAUCUUGACCUAUCCGAAAACGAAGACAUCAAGAUGUUGCCGGACGAUGCUUUAUAAUUUGCAAACGUUGAAACUUUCGUAUUGCACGAAGCUCCAAGAAUUACCACGAGACUUGAACAAGCUAGUCAACCUUGUAAGCCUUGAGAUUGAUAUGUGCACCAGUCUGACUCAUAUGCCAGGUGGACUUGGUCAACUGACUAACCUUCAGACAUUAUCACGGUUCGUAUUGAAGGAAGGCACUAGCCAUACUACUAUUAAGUCCAAGCACAGUUGUGAUCAUGAGGUGGGUGAGCUAAGUGACUUGAUGGGACUAAACAAUAUUAGAGGAAAGUUGAGUAUUAUCAACUUAGGAAAUGGAGAUCAAGAUAGUAAGGCUGCAAAUUUAAAGGAUAAACAACAUCUUUGCAGUUUAUGUCUAUGUUGGCAUGUGAAUUAUUAUUAUGCUAAAUUGUGUGAUGAUUUAUUUGAUGGUCAUAUAAAUUUAAAUUAUGAUUUACAUUUACCAAGUUAUUUGAAGGAUGUGGAAUAUGAAGCAACACUGGAAGGCCUCCAGCCUCACCCAAAUUUGAAGGAAUUGUGUUUGCAAUACUAUGAGGGUGUGGAGUUUCCAAGUUGGCUUCCAUCACAUGCAAAUCUUGAAUAUUUGUUCCUGAAAAAUAGUCUAAAAUGCCAGUAUUUGCCGCCACUAAAUGGAUUGGUUUCUCUAAAGAAACUGAAACUAGGCAACAUGCUUGGUCUAGAGUACAUUUCAAACGGCCCCCCUGAGCCAUCUAGGACGUCAGUUUUACUGCCGGCGUUGGAAAUGUUGGAAUUUACCCUUUUGCCCAAUCUAAAGGGAUGGUGGAGGACGACGGAUAUUAAUAAUGGCAAAGAUGGCGUAUCAAUGAAUGAUCACGUCUCACUUUCACUUCCACGUCUCUGUCAUUCAGUUAUUAUUAAGUGUCCAAAGUUGAGCUUUUUGCCCCUAUCCCCAAACAUAAAAAGUUUGGCGGUGCAGAACAAUACAUGGAAGCCAUUCCACCUGGCAGUACUGACCGCAUCCACAUUCUCCAAUUUGAGCUUACUUUCUCUUUCCGAUAUUGAAGAUUUACAGUCUCUUCCAGAAUGGUUCAAAUGCCUCACUUGUAUCCGAAGCUUAGGUAUCAUGGAGUGCAAUAACUUGACGUCUUUGUCUCCUGGUAUUCAACAGCUUGCUUCCUCACUUGAAAAUUUGAGAAUUCAGGGUUGCCAACAACUUGACAUGUUUAAUGAUGUUGGUGACCCUAACUUCUGGGAAGCCCUCACAAGUCUACGUGCACUGGAUUUGUCAUUUUUACCUCAGUUGAGGACUCACCUGCCUCAAGGGGUUCAACAUCUUACGAGCUUGCAAAAACUUACGAUUGAUUACUGCAGCAAUUUGAUUAGUAUUGAUUCAGAGUGGAUGACCAACCUCAAAUCUCUCGAUGCACUCAUGAUUCAUGCUUGCCCAAAUUUAACAUCAUUGCCCCAAGGAAUACGUCACCUCACAUCUUUACACACACUGGAGAUUGUAGAUUGUCCGAUCUUGUUCAAAACAUGUCAAACUGAUAUAGGCGAGCAUUGGCCUAAGGUUGCUCAUGUCCCUAAUUUCAUCUUGAACUUAACCACUAUUUCAGAUGAUGAUGAUGAUGGUUCCCCGAACCACCUCUACUUUUCUAGGGUGCAAUUGGAACGUGUUUAACAGGAUCGUGAUACCAUAGUUUUCCAACAAAAGAACUUAAUAAUGAAUCUGAUGAUCAGUUUGUGUAGCAACUUCUUAAAAGUCUACAGAUGCUCCAUUUGGAAAAUAAAUUACCUCAGAUGAAGACUCUCCCUGAGGGGCUUCAACAUGUUACCAGCUUGCAGUAAAAAAAAAAAGGUGAAAAUUUGGUUGCAAUUCCAGAAUGGAUGAGCAACCUCAAAUCCCUCUAUCCACUCCAUUCUAGAAGAUGCUUAAGUUUGAUAACACUGCCCCAAGGAAUUAGUCAGUUUACCUCUUUACACCAAUUGAAGAUCAAAGAUUGUCUCACUUAUUUGAAAGAUGCCCAAGAGAAACAGGAAGCAUGGUACGAUGCUGCAGAGUACAUGGUGAACGAAUGUGACUGUUAUAUAUGGUGGAUAGAGUGAUGGUCGAUUGAAUCUGUGUAGUAUAUUCAAUUCAAAGUCAUUAACGAAGCAAGAUGGUAAAAGAUUAGCCGAGUGUUGUUUCGAUUGGAAAAUGGAUAAUGGGAUCUUAUAAUAAGGUUGUCCCAUCGUAUUCAAAAGAUGCAAAAGAGAUAUAGGUGAGUAUUUUUCUAAGGGUGCUCAAAUCCCAGAGUUAAUCUUGAAAUCAACUACUUUAAAUGUUGAUUCUCAAUCCUCUAACUUUCUAGGUACUUGUUCAUACACCAUUCUACUUAUUCUUAUUAAUUGUUUUUCUUUCUGUGACAAAUUAGAAGAAUUUUCUGAUCACCUUUGAUUUCAACUUUGUAUGUGUAUCCAGUGCAGGAUGUAAUUGUAAAAUAUUUAACAAGUUUCGUAUAUCACAAUUUUUGUAAGAAAGGAAUGUCAUAAUGUGUCCAUAUCGUAUUUGAAGAUUGAAGCAUGAAACAAACUUGAGCUAAUUAACUGAGUUUGGUUAAAAACAUUUGGAUGUACAAUUUUGCGAGUUCUCGUAUAAUAGGUUGAUGUGGAGCAUUUUGUAGUUACAAUGAUAAUUUAAAAGAAAGAAGUGAAAUUUGACACGGCAUAAAGCAGAGUAAAAGUAUGGUGGAGUAUGCUUAAUUUGAUCCUCCUCACCAACACUGGAUUGGCAUCAAACACCAGUGGACCAUGGUUAGACCUGUUACAGAAGAAACUUGGUUUACUGUGUCCUAAAACAAUUGCAAACAUUCUGAGGUCAUAAAGGUUGUGCCCAGUCUCUCUAAUCAGUGUAUUACCUUCAUUUUUAUAUGACCAACUGGGCAGUAGUGAUAUAUGAGUGAACUAUCGCAAUUAUUCUCAAUGAAAACUAUUGCUGAAGAGUGGCCUACUAUUUAAGUAAGAGUUGCAUUUGGUCGAUAUUUAGUGGCGGCAGAGAUUAAAAUCCCAAUCCUCUGCUUGUUCGGGUAAAGUUAAGUCCGUUAUGAAUCUGUUUCCUGAUUCGCUGUCAUCUUGAUAUUCUUUUGAACCACUUCAAAAUCUUUAAUAAAUUAUUUUCUUUUUUGGAGUUUGUAAUACACCAGGGCUUCAAAUUUUGUAUCUAAAAUGCCAGUUAUUAUAGCUUCUAAUUGUUGUUUCUAAGAGGUAAAGCUUUAGAAAUAAUUGGAUCGUAGUGCAAAUCUUUUCAACUACUCAAGAAUUAAGAAUGCAAUUGUGUAUAUUUCAUGGCUCUUCAUAUGAAUUUUCUGUUGUGCAUGUGAUAUAAUUUUUAAUAUGUUUCUUCAUAAUAAUAAAUUAAAAUUUUGAUCUCAACAUAGGUUGAUGAGGUGGUGCACCUUGCUGUAGAAUGACAAUUGCUUAAAAGUGGUGAAAAUGACACUCCACCUCAUAAGACCUUUCUCCGAUCAGGGCUAGGGAUGACUGCUUCCCAUAAGCAGGUUCUGAGUUAUCAAAAAGUGUCAUCUUGCUUGUGUCAUUCAGCCCGGCUAUUUUUGUUGAAAGAGAAGCCUAUAGAUUGUUCAACAUAUACAUAACACUUACAUAAUGUACGGAUGUCGUAUGUGUAUAGGAAGAAGGGUAGAAUGCUGCAGAGCAUAGUAACUGGUGAAGAAAUGUGGCAGCCACGGAUACAUGGAUGGCUUAUGGAUUUCCUUGUCUAGUUGUCUACUCAUUUUACGCUACAAACUAGAAGGAGAAGGAGUACUAAUCUGCUCUUAUGACUUCAACUAUGAGUAUGGGGAUUUAAGUUGCAUAAAUUUUCAUAAAAACUCGUAUAAUUUUUUUAUACGAUGUUUGCACCUAUUAUGCAACUUCCUAGAGGUUAUAAUUGUUGUUUUAAGGGGUUAAACUCAGUUAUGUCCCCCCUUAUCUCUCUAGCACUAUCAUUUUCUUCUUUCUUUGGAUUAACCAACGAAAAACCCCAGAUUUCUAAGGGAAGAUGUAUUUGCAAUUUUAUCAUUAUGAACUUUGUACAAGGACUGUGUGUAUAAAGUUUUUUGGGAUUGAAUAAAGAGUAGCCCG
Ziziphus jujuba (common jujube) is the source of this 6018-nucleotide messenger RNA. Its product is annotated as putative disease resistance protein RGA1. Bases 1928 to 3580 code for a protein of 550 amino acids. NCBI's taxonomy places the organism in Eukaryota, Viridiplantae, Streptophyta, Magnoliopsida, Rosales, Rhamnaceae. The record is from RefSeq and is a predicted model, not a curated record. The transcript is spliced from 8 exons.